GUAAGUCGACAGUCGCCAUGUUUUAGAUAGCGAGUCGUUCCCGCGCAUUUCUUGACAUCGCACGCGUCAACAUGAAACUUGUCAUUUUAUUAUCUGUUUUUCUUGUUAUAUCUGUAAUUGCUGCUCCACAGUCUAAAUUAGAAUUUGGAAAUAAUGAAAGCAGACAAGUUCUUGAAGAGGUGGUCGUGGAGUCAGUUCUUCACGUGAAGAGUCCAUCAGGUCGACAAGCAAGAACAAACACAAGAACUAAUUUGCAUGAUGGCGCCCGUAUUUCGGAAACAAAACCAAAUAUGAAUUAAUGGACAUAAAGCUUAUGUUUAGCUAAAAUAAAAUUAAUU
Molecule: messenger RNA, 338 nt
Organism: Pieris rapae (cabbage white)
Lineage: Eukaryota; Metazoa; Arthropoda; Insecta; Lepidoptera; Pieridae
Exons: 2
Coding region: 72-299 (75 amino acids)
Source: RefSeq, a predicted model, not a curated record